Aspergillus affinis is the source of this 708-nucleotide messenger RNA. RefSeq names its product glutathione S-transferase family protein. The transcript is spliced from 2 exons. Gene Ontology annotation, cellular component: cytoplasm. The record is from RefSeq and is a predicted model, not a curated record. Lineage: Eukaryota; Fungi; Ascomycota; Eurotiomycetes; Eurotiales; Aspergillaceae. Bases 1 to 708 code for a protein of 235 amino acids.
AUGGCGGCUCCAAAGAUCAUUCUCUAUACCAACCACCGAUGCCCUUGGGCAUACCGGGCGCACAUCGCGCUCAAGGAACUUGGACUGGAGUUCGAGGAGGUCAUUAUCGACCUGACCAAGCCCCGCGAGCCCUGGUAUCUCGAGGUGAACCCGCGCGGCCUCGUUCCUUCUCUCUCCUAUAAUGGCACCAUCAUUGUCGAAUCUGCGAUCGUGUCGCAGUUCUUGGCCGACGCCCAUCCGUCGCACCUCGUAGCCCCCUCCAACAGCGUCGAAGGCGCCCUGCAACGUGCCCGCAUCGCCUUCUUCGUGGACACCUUCUUCAACAAAGUACAGCCCCAUUUCAACGCUAGCACCCGCGCCGCCAACACGGAGGAGCGAGAGGCGGCCAGCGAGGCGCUCGUAGCCGCCGUGGAGAAGGACCUGGAGCCGCUAUUUGCCGAAUGGACGGGCAGCGGUCCCUUCUUUGGCGGCAGCGACCGGUUGACGUUGGCGGAGGUGCUGACGGGCUCGUUCCUACUGCGAUACCUGUCCUUCUCGGACUCGGAGAUCGGACUGCUGAGCGCAAAGCUGCCGGAGCAGCUGGAUCGGACGCCCAAAUUCAAGCAAUGGGCUCGGGCCACGGUGCAGCAGGGGAGCGUCAACUACAUUUACGACGCCAAAGUGACGGCGGACGCGUUGAAGGCCAAGCUGGGACUCACCACAAAAUAG